Echinostoma caproni is the source of this 174-nucleotide messenger RNA. Lineage: Eukaryota; Metazoa; Platyhelminthes; Trematoda; Plagiorchiida; Echinostomatidae. The record is from the annotation of a GenBank genome assembly.
AUGCAACGACACGGUGCAGCUUGGGCAGAUUCACUGCGCUAUCGUCAUCCGAAUUUGGAUCAGUUGGCAGGAUUGCGUCGUAUCACCUUGAACGACAAUCCGCGAAUCGGUGAUGCCGGAUCGAUCAGUAUGGCCGAGGCGUUGGCGGAUGAUCUGUGGAUCAAAGCCGUCGAU